AGAUGAACCCGUGGACCAAGGCAACCGCCAGAAAACCCUAGACGUGGUCGUGUCACCAGCCGUUACCUGCCUAUGUCGGUGGGAUGCUCUUCGUCCUGGGCGUCUUCCUCUCCUUCUACGUCCUGACCGUCCUCAUCGCAUGCUGGGAAAACUGGAGGCAGCAGAAGAAGAAGCGCCUGGGCCUCUUGGCUGCUAUGGACACGCCCACCACCGAAACAGCCUCUCUCCUGGGCCGUGCUCCUCCUCCUCCUCCCCACAUCACCCCCGACUCCUUCCUAGGACGCCCGGCUUUCAAUAGCUACAGCUAUGGCUCCUUCGACAACGGUUCCACCACCAGCACCGAAAACGUCACCGACAGCCUCCUCUCCACCGAAGCCUCCUACAGUUACACAGGGCAGGACCCGUGCCAGCGCCGCCAGAGACACUGGGCCAUCCCUAUGGACCGCUCCUUGGAGAACAUGGCUGGGCGGCCGAGGCUGGACUCGCUCAGCUCCGUGGAGGAGGACGACUACGACACUUUGGCCGACAUUGACUCGGAUAAAAACGUCAUCCGCACCAAGCAAUACCUGUAUGUGGCAGACCUGGCUCGCAAAGACAAGCGAGUGUUGCGGAAGAAGUACCAGAUCUACUUCUGGAACAUCGCCACUAUCGCGGUCUUCUACGCUCUGCCGGUCAUCCAGCUGGUCAUCACAUACCAGACGGUGGUGAAUGUUACCGGGAACCAAGACAUUUGCUACUACAACUUCCUGUGCGCCCACCCUCUGGGCAACCUCAGCGCCUUCAACAACAUCCUCAGCAACCUGGGCUACAUCCUGCUGGGCCUCCUCUUCCUGCUCAUCAUCCUCCAGCGCGAGAUCAACUACAACCGGGCAUUGAUGCGCAACGACCUUCAAGCUGUGGAGUGUGGCAUCCCCAAGCACUUUGGCCUCUUCUAUGCCAUGGGCACGGCCCUCAUGAUGGAGGGGCUCCUCAGCGCCUGCUACCACGUCUGCCCCAACUACACCAACUUCCAGUUCGACACCUCCUUCAUGUACAUGAUUGCCGGGCUCUGCAUGCUGAAGCUCUACCAGAAGCGGCACCCGGACAUCAACGCCAGCGCCUACAGCGCCUACGCCUGCCUCGCCAUCGUCAUCUUCUUCUCCGUCGUCGGCGUGGUCUUUGGGAAGGGCAACAUGGCCUUCUGGAUCGUCUUCUCGGUCAUCCACAUCGUCUCCACGCUGCUGCUCAGCACCCAGCUCUAUUACAUGGGCCGCUGGAAGCUGGACUCUGGCAUCCUGCGCAGGAUUCUGCAUGUCCUUUACACCGACUGCAUCCGCCAGUGCAGUGGGCCCAUGUAUGUGGAUCGGAUGGUGCUCCUGGUGAUGGGCAACAUCAUCAACUGGUCCCUCGCUGCGUACGGCCUCAUCAUGCACCCCAACGACUUUGCUUCCUACCUGCUGGCCAUCGGCAUCUGCAACCUGCUCCUCUACUUCGCCUUCUACAUCAUCAUGAAGCUCCGGAGCGGCGAGCGGCUCAAGCUGAUCUCCCUGCUCUGCAUCGUCUGCACGUCGGUCGUCUGGGGCUUUGCCCUCUACUUCUUCUUCCAGGGACUCAGCACCUGGCAGAAAACACCGGCUGAGUCCCGGGAGCACAACCGGGAGUGUGUCCUCCUCAACUUCUUUGAUGACCACGACGUCUGGCACUUCCUCUCGUCCAUCGCCAUGUUCGGCUCCUUCCUGGUUUUGCUGACUCUGGAUGACGACCUGGAUUCCGUCCAGCGGGACAAGAUCUACGUCUUCUAGGCGGAUGGGCGGGCGGGCGGAGGGAUGCCUGCCGUUCCUGUGGUCCGAGGGGGGGGUCCCUGCCGCCCCUCCCACAAAAGCCAGGCCUGCUUCUCCCACCAGCAGUGCAUUUGGGGGGAGAACGAGCCGUGGGAGCGGAGGGGGCGGUGGGCGACCCUUCCUUUCUCCGUCCGUGCCGAACGAUGUGUCCGAGGAACGGGCACCUUAUAUGGACGAAGCUGGCCAAACAACCCUAAGACGACAGAUCCGUUCUCAACCAGCCGUUACAGAGAAGGGCCACCUCGAGCCCGGCUCGGCCUCCUUGCGCACACCUCUUGCCGGCCGAAAGCACAUCCCUCGAGCCCCUUGUUGUUGACCAAGGCCUGCCAACUGCCAAAUGUGGCCUUCCAGAGCGGGAGGGGCUCGCUUGCCAACGAGAAGGACCUUCUUCUGGGGAGAGAGAGAGAGAGAGACAAAGGGCCACUUCCGGGCCCUCCAAGCACAUGCCUCUUCGGUGCCUAAUUCGGGGCCCCUCCGCUUCCUCUUCCUCUUGCCUUUCUGCCCGGAAUCCGGGAAGGGGUCCCAGGCAGCUCUUCUCUCCCUUCCUUCCUUCCUUCCUUCCUUCCUUCCUUCCUUCCUUCCUUCCUUCCUUCCUUCCUUCCUUUCGGGGAGACUGCCUUCCUCUUCCUUCUGUGGUCAUCCCUGGCAGCCAGCCACGAGUGACCGCUGACCGUUUGCAUUGUACUGCCUGAAACUGCCCCGAUGACGAAAGACAACAAACGUGUUUUGGGCACGGAUCCCAUCCGCGUCCCCUUCCCCUUUUUUCCCUCGUACGAACAGCACAAACCACGGCUGAGGUCCAGCGUGGCCGGCUUUUGCAGCGGGUUGCUGUAUCAGUAGCCCAGGGGCAAAUCUUUUUUCGGGCGGCAGCUGCUAGUCGUUCUCCUUUUGUGCGUCCGUUCCUGGUUCUUCCGGUCGUGUUUUAAAAACGGUUUUCGGGGGGUCGUUGUGGGUUUUUUUCUUUCGGUUUUCCUUUUUAAUCAUCCCAACGUUGCUGCUGCAGAACCGGAAAUUAACUCUUCUCGUUUCUACAGAUUAUGUUGCCAAAUGCAAAGAAAUAAUAAAAAACAACGGUUAUAAAUUA
Messenger RNA from Anolis sagrei ordinatus, 2904 nucleotides. It is a transcript of the gene SIDT2, whose product is annotated as SID1 transmembrane family member 2. The record is from RefSeq and is a predicted model, not a curated record. Gene Ontology annotation, cellular component: lysosome; plasma membrane. Gene Ontology annotation, biological process: RNA transport. Lineage: Eukaryota; Metazoa; Chordata; Lepidosauria; Squamata; Anolidae. Gene Ontology annotation, molecular function: double-stranded RNA binding; RNA transmembrane transporter activity.